Messenger RNA from Gongylonema pulchrum, 225 nucleotides. The record is from the annotation of a GenBank genome assembly. NCBI's taxonomy places the organism in Eukaryota, Metazoa, Nematoda, Chromadorea, Rhabditida, Gongylonematidae.
AUGGAUGGCCUGGAAAGCAUCCUGGUUUCAUCUUCUGCAUCAUCACCAACCGAAACAGGUCACCGAAUUAUGAAGCCGACCGUCUCACUAACAUAUCAUAACAAUCAGCUACUGAACCAGGCAGACCACUAUGGAGGAAUUGUCCUGGAACCAGCGUCACGGUUGUUCAAUUCACCAUCCGUUAUACUCAGUGAUUUUGGCUCUGUCGACUGUAAGUCUUGCUGA